AUGUCGUUGGAAGUGGUCGUGGACGAUGCCCUCCCCUCCUCUUCCGCUCCCUCGCCCUCCACCUCUUCUCAAACCGCGGUUGAUCAACCCGCGCCCGCCAACCGCAAACGUCGCUUCGUUGGCGCGGCGUUGAGCCGAAUCAACUUCACGAGUUCGUUGAGCUCGAGUCAGAGUGGCUCCACGAACAGUAUCAACUCACUCGGUCUGGCCUCGGCCAGCUCCGAAGACGAGGGCGCAGAGGAGAGCAAUGACAAACGGAUCCGCCUAAGUUCAUCAUCAUCGGUGGGCUCACAGGAGUCACAAAGUCGAUCGAUUUCUGUCAGUCCAUCACCCGAAACUUGUUAUGACAUCGAUUUGGAAUGCAGUCAAGGCAGUCAGGUAAGGCUUGGGGAUGGUACGAUUAAGGAUUUUUGAAAAGAUAGGGGUGACUAAAAAAAGGGAAGAUAAGGUACGGUAGAGUACGGUAGUUCCUAAUUUUCAUCUAAUUAACCCUGCUAAUUUCAGCGAUCCAACCCCUUCAUCAAAGACUCCUACAUUGCUGAUGGUGAAUAUGAGUUGAUCGGUGACGGCAAAGAAUGCCAAGCCGUCCACCUCACCACCAACACCAUCCACCAUUGUCGUGUGUUAAACGACGAAGAAUACAAAGCCUUUACCGUAAUCUUGAACCGUCUAGAAAUGGCUGAUCAGAAGCUCAGCUUCCACGAUGCUGCAGAACUCAGGUGUGUACUACAAUAUUUUAGAUCUUCGGCCGAAAACUGAAGCCAUUGGCCCUAAAAAUGGUCGUCAAACCACUAAUAUGGUGCCCUAUGUUACACUCCAAUGAAAUUUUAGCAAUAAACCUGUUUCAGACGAAUGCUAAUGCCCGAAGGCACCAGAAUCAUCAGUGCCAACCGUCUCCACUAUGUCAUCUCAGCGAACCAUGCCGGCAACCUCCAAACCUACUUUACCAUGCAGAAGGCGGAGCAGAAGUUGAGCGAGCAGCAGUCUCGUUCCAUCUUCUCCCAAAUGGUACACAUGGUACAUAAAGCGCACCAGAUCGGCAUCUACUUCCGAGAUUUCAUGCUGAAGAAGAUUGUCUUCACUGAUAAAGACUCGUAAGUGAACUUUAGUGAUUUUGAUGCCAUUUUUAAUGUGAUGUACUUGAAUUUUUAGUUUUUCUUGAGCUACAGAGACAUAGCUAGAACAAUGUUUUUUGAAAUUUUAUUUUUGGGUUGAAAUAUUUUUGAAAAAUUAAGUCAAAAAGAAAGGGCAACAUGUAGGUAUACCCCUUCAGUUCAAAGGCCAAUAACUAAAUAUCUGAAUUACGUAAAUGCCUGAAAUUUUACUAUGUUAUAACCAAGACUUUACUCUACCUUUCCUUAAAAUUUAAGCCGAUUCCAUCAGCAGUCCAAAAAGUUAUGGCACAAAAUCCACGACCCAUGCAUAUACCAAAAACCAUUAAAAACCUAUAUUUGCGUUCAUUUCGAGGGCAUUUGAGUGCAUUUCCACUAAUAUCAAUAGCGAUUCGUUUGCAUAUAGCGUGAUAGAAGAGAGAGUCGUAUGAGUAUAUUGUGUUAGAUGGGGGCAACAAACAUGUUUACAGUCCUUGAUAUCAGUUUUGGGAUCUGACCUUCAAUUUCGCUUUAACUUUGGAUCGAAAAGCACGAGGUUUCUCGAAGAAAGUAACAUAAAAAUUGGCAGAAAGGGCAUCUGACGCAACUUUUAUGAAGUUUUAUGGACUUUAAGGUAUUGGUAAAGAUGUUUUUAGGUAUGAAAUUGAAAAAAAGUAGAAAUUUAAAAAAUUUUAAGUUUUGGUCCAAAAAUGGCACUUUUCUUUGUCCUACCGAGUCUUGAUCAUCAAAAUGAACUUUUACAGCAAAAAAGGGCCAAAAAUAACUUUACAUUUACUUUUUACAAUAAGAAACAGCUAAAACUCAAAGUUACAGUACCAUAAACAAACAUACCAAUUCAUAGAUCUCGAAAUUGCGCAAAUUACCAUUCGAAAUACAAUUAAAAUUAAAUAGAAUUACAAAGGAUUUGGUGUUGUGUAAGCGAUUAACUUUGUGUGGAAAUGUAUUUACAUAGUAAGAUCAUCUUCUUAACAUUUCAUAUCCUUGUUGUGUAACAUAAUUUACAUGCCGGGUGUUACAGUUAAGCUGUUAAUACGAUAAAGGGGUUACAGAAAGGUGAUAAUACGAUAGAGGGGUUACAGUAAGGUGAGACUGGUCUUCUAUGCGAUGGUUUUAGCACUAUUAGGCUGUUUAAAUAAUUCUGUGCCCCCAUAAUUAUGAAAACUUUCUUUGAAAGGGGCACAGAAUUGUUUGGAAACCUUAUAAAAGUAGUACUAACUCAUGUAAUAGCAGUUAGUACUAGUAGUAGUACUAAAGCAUACGGUAUAUGAAUGUUACAGUAAGGUGAUAUGAACAUGUUAUAUAUUAUAAGAAUGCUUUUACUGUAAAUACCAUGCCUUAUAUAUGUUAUUUACAGCAAUAUAUCAGAGUGGAUCAUAUUAUUCACAAGUCAAAAAGUCUUGUCGCAUUUUUCAUAUAAAACGUAUGCAAAUCGACGACAAGACUUUUUAGACCCCCAUUUUUAUACUCUAAACCCAAAUAUUAUACCUAUGAAACAUAUUUUGAUGUAUUUCGUUCAGAAACACGUUAAUAUGAUGGUGAACAGCCUCAACCGCUUCUGGAGCAUCGUGUUCUCGUGUUGUCACGGACUCGGCAUGCCUUCGUUGAGGGUCUGUGAAGGGCCGAUUUUAGUCGAAAACGCCCUGAUUUUGGUCAAAAAAACAUUGUUUUAGUAGUGUUAGAUGCUGUAGUGUAUUGUUAUUAGUAUUAUCUUUAAUAUAUAAUACUUUUUGAUUAAAAAUUUGUAAAAAAACAGAGAUGAAGUCAAUUUCAGUGGAAAACAGUGGAAACUGACUUCAUUUUUAUGUUAUAAUCGAGUUUUUUGAGUCUUUUAGUUACUUUUCUUGAUUGUACCUGCAAUAUUAUGAAUUGUUUUGGUUAUGUUGAAUUCUGUAAUGAUAUGUUAUACCUAAAAGGUACUAAAAACCAUUACAAAAGAAAUUGGUCUUUAAAACACCUUUUUUUCUUUCAAAUUCCACCUAAAACACAAUUUUUUACCAUUUUUCUUCACAAAAACCACAAAUCUAACCAUUUCUGCCAUUUUCAGAUGCAGCAUUCGAUUCAUGUUCAGCAUCAAUGACCUACAGAUCCUGCCCGACCUCAGUUCGGACGAGGUUCAGCUUCGCAAAGGCUGUCCUGCCUACACCGCCCCCGAGAUGCUACCUGCCCCCAACAGCAAGCACCACACGUACCACGCCGGCGCUGCCAAUGUAUGGUCGUUGGGAGUACUACUCUACACCCUGGUUACUGGUCGUGCCCCCUUCAUGGCCAAGUGUCCUCGUGAUCUGUUCCGACUGAUCAAGCAGGCCAAGGUCAUCUUCGCCAGUACUGACAUCGUAUCUUGGACCUGUAAACUGUUGUUGUACUCGCUGUUGAAGUCGGUUCCAUCGGAUCGUCCCGCCACUGGAGACAUUCUUUCGUCACAGUGGGUUCGCGAGAACGGUGAGGGCAACUUCGUGAGCUACGGACUUCAGUUAAGGUUGUCGGCUUUCGAGUCCCAACUGCCAAGUGGUACUGUCGACGUAAUGCGGAUGGGUACCAGUUCACGGGAUUCGGCUUACCGUAGUCGUGUUGGAUUCAGAAGCCAGGUUCAAAAUCUGUUCAAGAAGCACGCUGUAAGUGAAGUUGGCAGAGUUGAGGCAAGUUGGUACUUAAAAAUAGUACUAGUGGUAGAAUCAAUGAAAAGAUGGUCCUACCAUUACUAAACUAAACAUGCUACUGGUACUCAUAGUACUAUAACCUAAAGCACCAUGACUGACGAGUACCAUUUUCAGGACCAAAUGCAGCUCCGUGCAGUACCAGAACAAAUGGUACCAGACCUCGAAGCCGAAACGGUACCAGACGCCAUGGGCUUGUACGUGGUACCCUAA
Messenger RNA from Bursaphelenchus okinawaensis, 3979 nucleotides. Lineage: Eukaryota; Metazoa; Nematoda; Chromadorea; Rhabditida; Aphelenchoididae. The record is from the annotation of a GenBank genome assembly.